GUUAUGUUAGCCAAGAAGCCUGCCAAGUCCCCGGACUGGCGGCGAAGCCGCCAUUGGCGAGAGCCUGGACCAGCCUAAGGAGGACGCACCAGUGGCGGAAGAAGCGGAACCUGAGAACACCUUGGUGGAGGAGGCGAGGGGGGGCCCGACGACGGUUGUGGUUUUCAGGACCUUUCGGCGGAACAGUUGCCAAAUAUUUCGGAGGGUUCACCUGCCGCCCCAUCGCCACCCCUAUUGCAGCUGUUGUGGAGGAGGAGGAGGAGGAGGUAGGAGGAGAGGAGGAAGAGGUAAAGCAGGAUGCGGUGGAUCAGGCUUUGUUGCAGGACGUGGCGGAACAUUUGGAGGCGGGAGAACCUCAGUGGAAGAGGAGGAGCUGUUUUCACAUCUUCUUCUGCACCUUGUUCACCGGAGGUCACCGACCACCAGGAGGCCCUCUACAGCCUGGAAAGCCUCAUAGCGGCCAGUAUCUCCCUGGGGGAUUUGCCCUCCGAGAGGACAUGGGCUCCUUCCUUCCGGCCCAAACGUUUGUCCACAACCUCCAGCUCAGGGAUCCAUGGGAUUGCUCUACUCAGCGAGACUCGCAGACCUGGCUCUACAGACCAGAUGAAAGAUGCGAAAGCCGGUGAAGAUGACGAUUUGUCGGUUUCGGAUCUUCAAGUCUUCGCCACCAUUGCUGCUGCCUGGUCGCUGGCCGAAGCGGAUACUCCGGAUGGUGCUAAACCAGCGUGUCACCUGACCUGCUGCCCCGCCGCCGCUCCUCCGCGCGUCCGCCUGUCCCGCAGGACGUACAGCUGGACGCCCAAAACCAAACCGGUGUGUCCACUCAAGGCCGCCAUUGAUAACCUGGACACUCAGGAGGUGGAGAUGCGGAUGAAGCUGGCGGAGAUUCAGCGGCGGUACAAGGAAAAGCAGAGGGAGCUCGCCAAACUACAGAGACGGCACGACCACGACAAGGAGGAGAUUUCCAGGAGUCCCGUGCGACGAGGUCCGGGAAGGCCCAGAAAACGGCCGCACUGCCGCGUCCCCUCCUCGCUUCGGCCGUACGACAACAAGAAGCCCAAGUCUCUGAGUAGAAGCCUGAGCCUCCUGUGCGCUGAGCUGCGCGGCGAUGGGGAGCCGAAGAAGAAGAAAAGUAAAACAUCGGAGGAGAGUUACAGCGACGCGGAUCACAAAGCGGUUAAAAUGCACUGUAAGAUGGUCUGCCCUCAGAACAAGCUGGUGUCCAAUCUGGCACGAAAGGUUUCCCAGCUGAAGACCAAGGCGUUGGGCUCCGGCCCUUUUCAUCACCGGGAGGUUCUCCCCGCCAGCAAGCUGCAGAAGAAACUGCCGCACCAUAAAGGCUCCUGCCUGAAGAUGGAGGGAGUGGAGAGGAAAGGGCAAGAAAGGCCGAGGUCGGGGGUCAGCUCAGAAGGGGCUGCUGAGGCCGCAGAUGAGGACCAUGACGAGGACUCAGACAGCGACGAAGGGGAGCAGGACCUUCCCGGGCAUUCUAGCCACGAGUCCAGCUUGUCGCUGAGCACUCCUGGUAACUCCUCGCUGGUGGGUCCCUCGGCCUCUGCGGUGGUGAAGAUGGAGGCCAACCAAAAGGCAAAGAAGAAGAUCGAGCGGCAGGGAUUACUAGGCUCAUGUGGCAUCACCAGCCCGGAGAACGAGGUCAAGAUCCGCAAACGUUCAGCUAAAAUGGAAGCUCGUCCUGACAAGACUCUAAAGAAGAAAUCCCUGAGCCACAAGGGGAAACCAGAAGGGAGUCUCAAGCGCAAAUCGCCUUCCGACAAUGGGACGCUGACACCCAACAAGGGCUUAUUCUGCACCCCAAACCAGGUCCUGAAGAAGGACAAAAAAAGCAAAAACAUCCAGAGAAAGAAUGGGGUUCUGAGUCUUUCCCUGACAUCGAGGUCUCCGAAGAAUCUUUUGAAAGAAGGGAUGAAGAUGGGGAGGCUAAAGUCCAAACAGGAGCGAGGACGCGCCAUCAGCCGCCUUCUGCAAAGCUUUGCCGUAGAAGACGACUUCCAGUUUGAUGAUAACAGCAGUUUUUCGGAAGGAGAAGAGGAGGCCAGCUCAACGGGCAACAAAUCUCACAUCUGCUCAUUGUCCAAGAGGGACCUGAGGGAAGGUCUGCAGGUUCUCAUCCCCAAAGAGGACAAUCUCCUGUACGCCGCCAGCAUCCGGAGUCUGCAGCCCCCCGACAUAUACAGCGUUGUCAUAGAGGGGGAGCGAGGAAACCGGCCGCGGGUCUACUCCCAGGAGCAGCUCCUGCAGGAAGCGGUGAUAGACGUUCGACCUCAAUCCUCGCGCUGCUUACCGCACGGCACUCGUGUCUGCGCCUACUGGAGCCAAAAGUCCCGAUGUCUGUACCCGGGGAAUGUGGUGAAAGGGUCUUCGAGUGAUGAAGGGGAGUCAGACUCUGUGACUGUGGCGUUUGACGAUGGAGACCGGGGGAGAAUUACACUCAACAACAUCCGCCUGCUGCCUCCGGACUUCACAAUUCAGUGCACGGAACCCUCGCCAGCUCUACUGCUGUCCGCUGAAUGCCGUAGAACGAAGCGGUUUGCCAGUAACACAACAACUACAUCGGAGUCCUCACAGAACCCUGGCCCGGAAAACCGAGAGGCAGCGGCAGACACACCGAGGAACACUGGCAAGAAAACCAUGAGCAAGGAGAAAACAGAUAAUGUGGACGUGUUCAACUCAGGUGCAAAGACUCCUCAGCCUGCAACCAACUUCCUGGGCCGCUCGAGCAGUAUGGAGUUGAGCUGGCCCUCUCAAGGCAAGCGUCGAGCUGCAAGCAAGACAAGUGGCGGGCUUCCCGAUCCCUUCCAAUCCCAAGGGAGCGGCAAAAAGCAAAAAUCCCGGGAGCAGCCGCAUGUUUUCGGUAAUGGUUUUGGAGCGGACUCCUUCAGCAGCCUGGCCAACUCCUACAGCCCCUUUGGGGGCAGUGCCAACAGCAGCAUUGCCUCAGGACAAAAGCCAAUACGGACAAAGAAAGGGGAGAGGCCGGAGGAGGAGGACAAGGGCAAGGGGGGAAAACGCAAGUCGAGUAAUGAGUUUCUGGUCAAACUUGACCACGAGGGGGUCAUGUCCCCGAAAACAAAGAACGGUAAAGCCCUCCUGCUGUGCGACAAAGACUUUGGGCUCCGGAUUGGACAGAGCUACGGUGCUUCAUCGGGAUUGGCCAAGGACAAGAAGCGGAAGCCACCUUUGCACGAGCACCUGUCCAUGGGCCUUGCACUCGGGAAGUAUACUGGGCAAACUGAAUUUGGCGUGAACUGUGACAGUGACUGCUCAUACUCUGAUCAGGAUGAGGAGGAUAACACGGGGGGGAUACGAGCGAGGGUCCCGUCUAGAUUUCUGACGGGACUAUCUGUUUCUUCUUCCUCCUCUGGGUCUUCUUCAUCUUCUAGCUCUGGCUCCAUAUCCAGCUCCAGCAUAUGCUCUACGGACAAUGAGGACUUCUCGGAGAGUUCAGACGAAGCGGACUCUGCCAUGCUUUUGCAGCCCUGCCUCACGCACCCUGUGCCUGCUUUGUUAGCGCAGCACGCAGAGGAUGGCGCACAAGGGUCCCGGGGUUGCUUUGUCUCAGGACAAAAAGCCAAACAGAGGAGGAAAGGGACCCCAUCAAAUUUUCCUAAAACCAAAGAGCCCCUACCCAGACAGCAACGCCUGCCCUCCGUGGAAAACCGGCCAAAGAUUUCCACCUUCCUACCCGCACGCCAGCUCUGGAGGUGGUCUGGAGAGCCUACCCAGAGGCGGGGAAUGAAAGGCAAAGCCAGAAAACUCUUCUACAAGUCGAUCGUGCGGGGGAAGGAGACCUUGCAUGUGGGCGAAUGUGCGGUUUUCCUGUCGGCCGGACGCCCGAACCUGCCCUACAUCGGACGCAUCGAGAGCAUGUGGGAAUCCUGGGGCGGCAAUAUGGUGGUGAAAGUCAAGUGGUUUUACCAUCCUGAAGAAACGAAACUGGGCAAAAGGCACAGCGAUGGCAAAAACGCAUUGUACCAGUCGUCGCACGAGGAUGAAAAUGACGUACAGACAAUCUCACACAAGUGCCAGGUGGUGAGCCGCCAGCAGUAUGAAAAGAUGAGCCACAGCAAACGCUACCAGGACCGGCAAAACCUCUACUACCUGGCAGGGACUUAUGACCCAGGAACUGGGAGGCUGGUAACUGCGGAGGGUGUGCCAGUGCUGUGCUGAAAUGCCACACGGGAGUUGACUGGGGGGGAGGGGGGGGGGAGGUUAUCACUCUUACUAGACAGCACUUCGCACCAUCGUACAUCAAAGGCUCGCCGGUAGCAUGUACCAAUCCAGAAUCCUCGAUACACAGAACAAUUGUCACAUCCACCAACCCUCACAGAAACAAAUACGCACAAUUCCUGGCCACCUAAGAGGCGAACAACGCGUGAACCGACACGCCAACACUACUACAAGACAACGGGCUCCUAAAGCACCUCCAGGAGUCGAGUUUACUUGGACUGUUCCUGAAAUCGGCAGAUCCUUCUCUGUUAGGGAAGAUGAUGGUUACACAUUUCUGAUCAGGUCUGAAGCUCCAUGAUGUACGAGGCAUUGGGGGCACCCCACACUAAAGAACUGUUGUUCCGGCCUAUUCAAACCUGAGCAACUCUUUAUAUUCCUUUUUUUUUUUUUCUUUUGUCAAAACCUCAGUGAUUUAUUAUCACAGACGUGUCUAGAUAUCGCCACACGUAAGACAAUCGUAGUAGACCAGUUCUCUGACAGUCCAAAACUUUGUUUUGUCCUUUAAUUAUCUGAAGGUGAAAUUGCACAGGUUUUGUUUUUUGGGCCAUUUUAAGCUGGAUGAUCUUGAAGAUAGAGUGAGGAGUAAAAAUGUGAAAAAAAAUUACCCAUUCCCUAGGACAAUUGUCUAGGGUCGGUGAUGGCAAACCUUAGCACCCCAGAUGUUUUGGAACUACAUUUCCCAUGAUGCUGAACUACACUGCCGAGUGCAUGAGCAUCAUGGGAAAUGUAGUUUCAAAAUAUCUGGGGUGCCGAGGUUCGCCAUCGCUGGUCUAGGGGUUCAAAAGCCACGUGAAGCAGUAUGUUGUUCCUUGGAUCUCUUUCAAAAAUGCUCCAAAAAUCUGAAUAUUUGAAUAGAUGUUUUUUGGGUCUAUUUUGAUAUUGGUCCAAAAACUGAAAUCUUUUAAAUAUUAUAUUUUUUUGUUUCAUUUUAAAAUUGGCCCAAAGAAAUCUGAAUUUCUAAAUUUAAAAUGUAGUAUUAUCCUGAAAAUCACAAUCUUUGAAUCAAUGUUUUCUGGAUCCAUGUUGAAAUUUGUCUAAGACGAAAUCUUCAAAAGAUUUUUUUUAUUUUGAUAUUUGUUCAAAAACUGAAAUAUUUGAAUUUAAUGGUUUUUGGAUCUUAUUUUUGAUAUUGGUCCAAAAACAGAAAUAUUCGAAUAAAUGUUUUUUUUGGAUCUAUCUUGAUAUUGGUUAAGAAAUUUAAAUAUGUCAAAAUAAGAUCCAAAAACCAUUAAUUCAAAUAUUUCAAUUUUUUUUAUCAAGUAACUUUUUAUUGAAAAUAAGAAAAAGGAGUACAUAUCUUGCGUAACACAAAGCCACAUGUCGCAGCAUGAAGAGGCACAUGUAAACAAGGCACAGUUCAACUUUCCUUUGGUGUCCUACUGCUUCAGUGCAAAUAAUAACAAAUAUUAACCCAAAUAUUUCAAUUUUUUUAACCAAUAUCAAGAUAGAUCCAAAAAAACAUUUAUUCAAAUAUUUAUAAGUUUUUUGGACCAAUAUCAAAAAUAAGAUCCAAAAACCAUUAAAUUCAAAUAUUUCAGUUUUUGGACUAAUAUCAAAAUAAGAUCCAUUAAUUCAAAUUAGUCCAAAAACUGAAAUCUUUUGAAUUUAUUUUUAGUUGAUUCAGAUUUCUUUGGACCAAUUUAAAAAAAAAAUUAAAUACGUUUUUGUAUUGUUACUAAAAUCUAGCUUUUUGAAUAGCGGUUUUUGGAUCGAUGUUGAUAGCGAUUUAAAGUUUUUGAUUUUGGUAACAAUACAAAAAUGUAUUUAAAAUAUUUGAAUUAAUGGUUUUUGGUUCUUUCUUUGAUAUCGGUACAAAAACUAAAAAAAAUAAAUACAUUUAUUUUUAGUCUAUUUUAAAAUUGGUCCAAAGAAAUAUGAAUUAUUUUAAAUACAUUUUUUGUAUUGUUACUAAAAUCAAAAUCUUUGAAUAGAUGAUGUUUUUGGACCGAUGUUGAGAUAUUUAUCCUAGAAAUUUAAUCUUCAGAGGACUGAAUUUUGGAACGAUCUUGAUAUUGGUCCAACAAAUUGAAAUAAUUAAAUAGAUGAGGGGUUUGGAUUUAUUUUGCGUUUUGGUCUAAAAAUAGAAAUAUUUAAAUAGAUGUUUUUUGGCUCUAUUUAGAUUUUUGGUCCAAAAAUGGAAAUAUUUUAGUAAUUUUUUUUUUCUUAAAAAGGACAUCUUUAAAUAUUUCAUUUUUUGUUUCAUUUCAAAAGUGGUCCAAAAAAGUUUUUUCAAUUUUAAAUACAUUUCCUAAAAUCAUAUUAUUUGAAUAGAUGUUUUUGGAUUCAUGUUGAUAUUUAUCCAAAAAAUUGAAUCUUCGAAGGACUGAUUUUUGGAACUAUUUUGAUAUCGGUCCAAAUCUUUAAAUAUAAGUUUUUGGAUCCAUCUUAAAAUUGAUCCAAGAAUGAUAAAAACAAAAAAAAAAUGGACUUUUUUAAAUUCCUGUUUGUGUUGCUACAAAAAUCUGAAUCUUGGAUCUAUAAUGAUGAAAACAUCUAGUCAAAGAAUCGGAAUCUUUGAAUUACUGAUUUUAUUUAUUUUUUUUGGAUCUUUUUUGUGAUGUUUCAAAAAUGUUAAUCCUUAAAAAUAUAUAUAUAUUUUUUUUUUGAUCCAUCUUAAAAUUGGCCCAAGAACCUUAAUUGUUUUUUUUGAAUAGAUGGUUUUAAAUUCCUGUUUGUGGUGCUACAAAAAUCAGAAUCUGUGAAUAGAUGUUUAGAUCUAUUUUGAUAUUGAUCCAAAAAUUGGAAUCUUUCGAGUGACUGAUUUUUGAAUGAGUGUUGAUAUCAAGCCCAAGAACCAGAAUUUUUAAAAAAAUGUGUUUUUUUUUGUGUACGUUUUUCAUAAAUGUCCAAAAAUUGAAAAUCUUUAAAUGGGCGUUUUUGGAUUUUAAGGCCGACGUUGAACAAAUUUAAAAUCGACACAAAAAGGUACAACCAAUCCUGUGCAUUUUAAGCCUUGCUAACAUCUUGAUUUUUUUUUUCCCUCCCCUGCCCAAGUACGUUGCAGAGCAAUGUAUCUCACAGAACAAAAUGCAAGACUGAACCCAGAAGGGCUACAGGCAGCAAAUGCUAGGAUUGUCCUUUAUUUGAUACCUGCCCAAAAAAUAUGUCUGCUCCUAAACAGUUUACAGUAUUAUUUUUUUUACAUUGCAACCGUUUUUGGUCAGCUGGUACAGUGUAGCACUUCAGAACACUACAGUAAAUAAAAAAUAAAAUAAAAAAAAACCUAACCUACUACAGAAAAAGUCUGCUAAACCAUGAGGGUGCUUAUAAUAUAAGGGCACUUAACAGUAUUUGCAGGCAAAAAAAAUAAAUACUGAAUUACACAGUGCCCAAAAUCUACACACAAUAUUACACACGAAGCAUUAAAACUGCUGUGAAACUUUUUUUUUUUUUGCCUUCAGGCUGCUCAAAAAAAAUUGUCCUCAACAUUUUGUCGAUUCUGAGAUGCACGUAUCAAACUGAUUUUUUCUAGCAAAACUGCUACAUCCAUCUUAAUGUUUCUUUUGUUAUUUUUUGCAUUACGUUUUUUUUUUUUUUUUGUAAUUAUUUGUAUUUUUUUUUUUACUGGGGAGGGUGGGCGUGUUUGUAUUUUUUUUAUUUUUUUUCCUAAUUUAUCUUCAACAGCCUCAAGUUUCAAGCCAUAUUCUCCCCAGUACCUCUUUCAGCUUUUCUUCCCGAAAGGCAAGAUCAGGUGUAAUAAUAUUCUAUUUAUUCACUGUGUAAAUACAGAACUUUUGGAAAAUUUUUAUUAACAAAACAAAAAGUACAAAAAAAAAAAAUCCUCCAAAAAAGGAAAAAAAAAAGAAAAAAAAAAAACUCGACGGGAAAAAAAAAAACCCCCUUAUUUUGCUGUCGCUAAAGUAUAAAUUAUGCACUGUGUCCUCUUGGCAAGGCUGGGAAUAUUUAGGAAUUAUGUAUAAUUUGUAAUUAUAUUGGGAGUUGAAGAAAGUAAAAAAAAAAAAAAAGCACUUGGGGGUCUAGGCAGGGACUUGAAGGGGGCAAUGAGAGACAAUUUAAAUAUCUUAAAAAAAUAAAAAUAAAAAAUCGUCACAUUUAAAUGCUUUUAUUGUUAAAAAAAAAAA
Messenger RNA from Rana temporaria (common frog), 8330 nucleotides. RefSeq names its product BAH domain and coiled-coil containing 1 (gene BAHCC1). The transcript has 18 exons. The record is from RefSeq and is a predicted model, not a curated record. Gene Ontology annotation, molecular function: chromatin binding. Bases 298 to 4188 code for a protein of 1296 amino acids. NCBI's taxonomy places the organism in Eukaryota, Metazoa, Chordata, Amphibia, Anura, Ranidae.